Lobosporangium transversale is the source of this 2184-nucleotide messenger RNA. RefSeq lists its product as hypothetical. The transcript is spliced from 3 exons. The coding region runs from base 27 to 2162 and encodes 711 amino acids. The record is from RefSeq and is a predicted model, not a curated record. NCBI's taxonomy places the organism in Eukaryota, Fungi, Mortierellomycota, Mortierellomycetes, Mortierellales, Mortierellaceae.
CUUUCACUUUCCUCCUACUCUUAAUCAUGCUCAAGAAAUUCCUUCGGUUAGAUGGCACAACUAAAAAGAAGAGAAAGUCAUUAACUAUUCACAUUGAACCAGCUUUUUCCGAAUUAUCAGGAGGAGUAGGAGGAUUAGACAACGAUUUCAAUAACCAACACUAUGGCGGCCGUUACCCUUAUAACGCGAGCCACCAUCUGAAUAAUACUAUUAAUAACAAAACCUAUAAAAAUAAUAACGAUCCACAAUCCCCUGUACUCAUCACUGGCACCAAAGAGUGUCCGGGUUUUGUCCAAGCCACUGUAACCCUUGACUUGGAGGCCGCUUGUGAAGGAGAUGAAGUCGAGAUCGAGUUUACAGCCAUUGUCGGGUCAAGAGUUUCAGUGAGCGGAGCAGGCCUUGCAAGAGGUGGAGGCGCCUUUGCAGUCUCACAGUCAGAGCAGGUUCUUCAACGCAAACAAUGGGUUUUUCCCAAUCUUGUCAAAGCUGGCCCUCACACGAUUGCUGCAGGACAAUAUACACAUCAAGUGGUGACUGUGAUCGAGCCCUUUUGGCCCUCGUCCUGCACUCAACAUCCUGAGGGUUUUGUCCAAUAUUCCUUCCAUGCUCAGAUCUUAAGAAUGAAUAAACCCCCCAGUUUCGCCACAACCAUCCACAGCAACUACAGCUCCAACAGCUACAACAACAGCAAUAACAGCAGCAGCAACAAAGGCCCCGCAUCCAUUUUGUCCGCCACAAAGGAGUUUAUGGUAAUGAACUAUAGUUAUGACAGCCUUAGUUACGACAUGUCAGGCUCUAGUGCUUUUGGUGGCAUUGGCAUCGGCCCAAUGCCCCCUCGCGCUAGUUUCUCCAGCUGCAGCAGCAACAGCAAUAGUCUCCAUGGCAGCAGCUCCAUCAACAGCCACAGAACUUCCACCACCAGCGCUGCAAGUAGCGUCAGCUUCUCCGGUAGUAGUAGCGGCAGCCCAAAAAGCCUUAGCUACAUCCAUCCUUGUUCUACCAACACUUUACACUCACGAGCUCUUUCGCGCUCCUCAUUCAACAAUCCAUCCUCAUAUUUCAAUCCAAACAUCAGCCCACGGCUGAGCCCUUGUCUCAGCCCUGUGCAUCCUGGUUUAAGUGCAGGUGGUCAUAGUAUCAAUGUCGGCGGUUUAGGUCUUGUACCUACACCUCAUUCUCAUUUCACAACCAUCCUGAGUCCCAAGAAACUAGUUCCUAUCGAAGUGGCUAUUCCCUCGGAGACUUUACAUUUUGGUCAGACAGUACCUGUGACCAUAACUGUGCAUCCUUUUAUGGAAGGGACCAUGUUUUCGGGCCAAGAAGUUGUAAUCAUGGAUGCUCACUUUGGAGUUUUGGAGACCAGGCAUGCUCGCUCGGCCAAUUCCUCAACCAUGAAGGAUAAAGUAGUGAGGGAGCGAGUAGAUCUCUUUGUUCCAAACACCUGUGUGGGUAGUUGGCCUCAGAGUCGAAACGGGUGGACUCGAACUGUGAACAUCAAGAUGCCCACAAGCAUGCUUGAUUCUGGACGUCGUAAUAGCAGCAGUAGUAGCAACAGUAAUACUAGUGAGAACAACAACGACAAUAGCCAAUCAGGCCUUCAUCCUCCAAACGGAUCCUUGUCUCCUUUGUGGCCCUGGAUAUCCAAGAGUAAUAACAGUAAUAAACACGGCUAUGAUUGUGAUGGUGGAAAUGGUCAUGACAAUGGUCAUCGACCAAGGUCCCCAACCAUGUCAUUACUGAUGCCUAAAGGGCCAAGUAGCAACAAGUCCCACAGAUCCUCGUUCCAAUUGCCCAAAUCACCCAAGAUGCCAAAGUCCCCAACGACGACUGCGGAGUUCCGGCAGCAGCAACAACAGCAGCAGCGAUCGCUAUUGACACAAAGUCUUCGGUCCAAAUACUAUGAUAUCACACAUCAACUGAUAAUUGUGCUCAAGGUUCGAACCAGUGGUGAAAAAGACAAACAAGCCGAGGAUGUGGAAAUUCGGCUUGAUUUCCAGAUUGUGCAUCCUUUGCCAGGUGGCACAGACACGCCCAUGGCUACAGAAUACCAUCCUGUAGCUGCUUUUUCUUUCGAUGGCGACGAAUUCCUUCCACUAGCAUUCGAAGCUAUCCAUCAACGACAAGAAAAAAUUGCAAAUUCCUCCAAUCUACUUCGAGUCUGAGCCUACAAGAACAAAUCAAAGC